UCUCUCUCUCUCUCUCAAAUAAUUACCUCUUUCGAUUAAAUCCCCCUCAAGCCAUAGUUGAAACAAUAGUUCCCCGGGAUUAUUAUUUGACCAAUAUGGUAUAACAAUAAAUAAUCCUAUAUAUAAUUUUUGAAUUCCUGUCUGUGUCUGUGGGGGUCAAGUCCGAGGGGUAAUUUCGGCGCAUGUUUGCAUUUGGCGUUAGGAAAGAAAAUGAAUAAAAAAUUGCUUAUUUAAAUGAAAAGGUGAAAAUGAUGAAAGUGAAAAAAGGAAAAUAGUAAAAAAAGAUAUGUUUUAGGUCGAGUUCGAAAUAAGUGAAGUCAGUAAAAUAAAAUGUAAACAAAAAAUUGAAAAGGUUUAGAAGUAGGGUUGCCGUUUUUGAGUCAAGCCGACAAUCGAGGCAUUUUUUGGGUUUUUUUGGGGCAAAGCCAUGAAAAUAGAGGUAGAUAAAGAUGAAAGAGAGAGACUCGCCCGAAGGGCGAGUCUCCUCGCUAAAAUUGAUGAUUUUGAAGAGAAAAUAGAUAGUAUAAGGGAAUUUAUUGAUAAUAUGAUAACAUUCCAUGACGCGGACACUUCUCCGCUAGCUAAAAAUUUUACAACAAAUGAAAUAGGCCUAACACCUGGUCAACAGAGAAAACUGACAAAAUUCUCUCUGGUCAGAAAAAUUUAAAAUUAAGAAUUCUAAAAAUAAUUUUUUAAAAUUUUGUUAAUAGUUUGGUUUUUACCCACCCCCUGUUUUUUCUAUUUUUUCAAUUAAUGGAAAUUGCCUAUAUAUAUUUCGAAAGAGCUCUUCAAGUUGAGUCAAAUAAUACCAAAAUCAACCAAAUCUGACUUAGAUGAACAAAAUGAUGACCAGUUUUAGUAUAUUGCUCGGGGCUGGGACGUUUUGGCGCGAGCCACCGUAUUGAAACAAUUCUCUUCGUGUUCGGGCCAACUUCCCCCGUCUUCAAGCAACUUCUCCCGUGUUCGUGUCAAUUUCCCCGUGUUUGGGUUAACUUCC
This is a messenger RNA of Meloidogyne enterolobii, 997 nucleotides long. Lineage: Eukaryota; Metazoa; Nematoda; Chromadorea; Rhabditida; Meloidogynidae. The record is from the annotation of a GenBank genome assembly.